This is a messenger RNA of Pocillopora meandrina, 6000 nucleotides long. Lineage: Eukaryota; Metazoa; Cnidaria; Anthozoa; Scleractinia; Pocilloporidae. The record is from the annotation of a GenBank genome assembly.
GGGUGGGCCGUGUUUCUUGACAAAUAUUUACAGGACUGGGUACCAGCUGAUGAAGCUGAUUUAAGUAUGGCGGUGUUUCAUAAAGAUCCUUGUGGACUUAUUUGUCUUUUCAUAACUUAUUCCGCUGUGUUUUAUGCAGACUAUUGUAUAGUUCAACAUGUUGUUCGUCCCACUCUAACAGAAAGGUAAAUUUCUUCUAUUUUAUUUCUCUACGUCUCAAUAAUUUUCUCGCUAUUUUUUAAGAGGUAGCCGAAUCGAUCAUCAUAAAUUGAUUGUAGGAACGUAUUUAAUCAUUUUAAUUUGAAUGUCAAUCACUUUUCUUUUUCAGUAUUAAGACUAAAAAUGUAAUUCUCUGAUAGACUGAGAAAAAUUUUAAGUUAUACGACGGAAUCAAAUCUUUCAGCCACCUUUAGCCAAAUUCGAUCACAGUCAUUUCAACGAAAACAUCAAUUUCGAUGUGGAAUGCUGACGCGUCUGUUUCAGUAAUUAACAACUAGAGUUUAUCGUGAUUUCAUAAGAGUUGUCUUGUGGUAUUAUAUUGUAUGUUACAUUCAGCAUGCAAUAUAACAAUGUUCCGUCAAUGUCUGUGACUAUAUGAAAAUUAUGUAUAUGGACUGAGGAUUAUGGUUAAGAAAUGAACAUGAAAUAGAACUUUGCAAUGAUGAACUCUACUUAAGCAGUAGUUGAAAUAACACCUGUAUGGGGAUUUGAACCCAUGACUUCUGCAACUCCGAUGCAGUACUCUACCAACUGAGCUAACAAGCCAACUGAUAGCUGGUUACUAUGUUGGUUGUUAAUAAACUCCCAGAUCAAAUUUGUGAAGUGAUGAAUCAGUGAUAAUGUUGAAUAUGGGAUGAAAAUCAUACUUAUCUGGUUUAUUGAUAUUGUAAGGAGAAACUAUGGAUUUAGUUAAAAUAAUAAAUAUGAAGAAAUGAAUCUUGACAGUGAAAUGAAAAUCAAUUUGUGAACUAUGGAUUUAGAAAAAAUGAAAUUGAUCUAAAAGUAGUGUUAAAAUAAAGCCUAAAAGUAGUGUUCAUUAUUGUUAAGAUCACUUUCAUAUUCAAUAUUCCAUCAACUCUUAGGCUAUGCUGAAAACAGAAGUGUUUUGAGGGUCUUGAAUUAUUAAAAUAACUUAUAAGAGGUAUAGUUCAGGGCCUCUUCAGUCUUUGGUCUCAACUUGUCAAUGACAUGAGUCUUGUCUUCUGUCCAUGGGGGCAAAUUUCCAUCUGGUUUGUUGGGCUGAGAUUUCAGCCUGGCUACCCUUCAUGAUGAGUCUUAAAGCUUGGUUACCAAAAUGAUAAGGGGAAAUAUUUUAGUAACCAAGCUCAAGUGUUUAUUUUAUUAGGAAAAGUUGCUAAGACCAAUAAUUAUUGUGGAGAUAUUGGUUCCAUGGCCAGCAUCCUUCCAUUUAGGAACAAAUCCCAAUGUUUUUCUGAAGGUUAGACUGGAGAAAUUGCAGAAACCAAAGCAACCAUUAAUCAAUGUUGGUAAUUCCAAUGUUGGUUAUUCUAGAACAAAAAUAUUGUGAAGUGAUGAAUUUAACAGUCUUGAAAGCUAUAGUGAAUAGACAUCUGAAUUUUCUUUCCCAAAACUUAUUAAUCUCCAUUUGGCUUUUAUUUGUUUUUAGCAUCUGGGGCAGCUUACAUGUUUGUAUAUUUAAUAUCAUUGUUCUACUGUUGACAAUAUCCCAUGUCAGAGCAUCAUUUUCUGAUCCAGGUAAGAUGGGCUCUUCAGUAUGGCACUCAGCAUCUUUCUUUGUUUUUUCUUUUUGUUUUGUAGUUUUGUUUUUUGUCUUCGAUUUAUCUUGAUGGCUAUAAGCUAAAAGGAAGUACAUAUUUGCUUUUGUAAGCCCUGAUAAAGAAAAAACUAAUCCUUAAGGAAAGAGAAAGCUGGUUUCAAUUUUCAAGCUCUGAAGGAGAAAGUUAUGAAAUGGGGCAAUUAAAAGCAAAAUUAUAUAAUAAAUAUCCCCAUAUCUUGCAGAAUAUUAACUUCAGAGGUUUGCCCAGAGCAGAACAGUAUCGAGAUCAGUAACAUUUUGAAGAGAACCAUUUGCGUAGGCAGUCCAUGCUUUUUGGAAGGAGUGCCUGCAUGAAUGUACUAGUUAGCUAAAUGUACAGAAACCACUGCAUGUUUUCUCUUUGUAAAUGGUUGUAAAAUUUAGUUUUUGCUUUCAUGUUUAAUUCUGUUUACAUCUCUUUUUAGGGGUGGUAGCUAGACCCUCAUCAAGUCUUGAUUUCUCAGAAAUAAAUAAAGCAAAAACUAAGCAAACAGAGGUGAGUAAACAGAGAAGUAAAAACUUAGAGAACUUAGAAAAAGACCUCACCUGUUAAAAUAUUUCAAUUUUUCCUUGAAAGAAUUUAAUAAAUUUGCAUUUAAAUGUUUCCAACUAAGAGGAUUACUUGACAUGGUCAGGCAUUUCUUUACUUUGAUUUCUGCACAUGUUGAACAUUGAUUCAUAAACCUUACAAGUACAUGCUAUAACUUAAACCUUUUGAGAAGACAGAAAAAUACCAAGAAAAAGAGAUGAUUAACUCAACCCUUUAACUCCCAAGAUCUGAUUGUUAAUUCUCCUCUCUGGCUGCUGUGCAUUCCCUUGUAAAUCAGUUAUGAGAAUUCAGUGUAAGAUCAAGAUAACAACUCUUACCUGAUAAGUUGGAGUUUUCUCAAUACCUGGUGGCAGGAUAAUGUAUGGAUAUUAUAGGGAGAAUUUCCAUGUUAAUCACCUCUGGUAGUUAAAAGGUUAAUAAAUAUCUGCUGAUGGUUUCAGAGUGAAAAUGAAUGGACUGUCUGUGCAAAAUGCGAAGCUUAUCGUCCACCGAGGGCACAUCAUUGCAGGUACAUAUACCAGAUGUUACACAAGGGAAAUUCCAUAGCCAUAAAACCAGCCUAAAUUAACCCUUUCAAACUCAAGAUCCAGAUAUUAAUUCUGCACACUGUUCUUGUUACAUUUCUUGUCAUUUCAAAUCUGAGAAUUUAUUGUUGCAUCAGCAAAUAUAUUCCCUAGUUGAUAUUAUUCUUAUCUCUCAUCAUCUUUCUGUGCAACAAAUGUAUUGAUAUUUUAGGGAGAAUUAAAUUUUUUUAAUCGCUGGUGGGAGUUAAAUGGGUAAAACAAGUUUAAUUUACAGUGCAAUGAAAUCAAAAGGUAUUGACAACAGAAUUUGUUAUCUCUGUUUCAGGACAUGUGGAAGGUGUAUAAGAAAAAUGGAUCAUCACUGUCCCUGGUAAGUAAACUGUACUUGACACAUUAACCCUUUCAUUUGUAAUUCCCCUUACUGCCAAAGAUACAAUUAUCAUAAUGUUAGUUCAGAGAAUUCAGUAUUGGAUCAGCUAUUUAUCCCCAAAUUGGUAUUUUUUCUAUUCUCAUCUCUUCAUCUGGUUGAUAUUGUAAUGAUAUUUUAAGGAUAAAUUCUGUCUUGGUCACCCAUGAGAGUUAAAGGGUUAAAUAAAAUUCACUUCAAGCCUAAUGUGAUAAGGGUACCUUUCUUUAGAAAAUUAUCACUAUUUUGCCUUCAUUUUUUAUCCAUCUAUAGGAAACCAUGUUUUCUUUUACACCUGGAAGCUAAAAAUAAAUCUGAAUCCCACUGUGCAUUCAAGUUACCAAAAAGGAAAUAGGAUAAAAAUACAUUUUUAUGGCAUGAAAGCAUUGAGCAGUUUUCUCUUAUAGGAUCAAUAAUUGUGUUGGAGAAGCUAACCAGAAGUAUUUUAUUUUAUUCCUGUUUUACACAGGUAAGAUAUUUUUGAAUUGUAAGCACAUUAAUCAGGUCUUUUGCCAUUUAAGUCUUUCUUUCUCAGAACAUUCAAUAUAGAUUACUUUAUUAAAGAAAACGGUGAUGGUGCUUGCACUCUUAGUAGUUUAUGGCUGUGCUUUGAUGAGUGUUUGUUUUGUCCAAACCCUCUAGAGUUUCUCAGCCAUGCACAACUCUCCUAAAUGUUCAGAUGAUGCUAUGUAAACACAGAAAAAGUCUUCUAUUUUCUAAGAAACAUUAAUUACAGAUAUUGAUAUCAAAUGGAAGACUUAAAGACAAAAUGACAAGGAUGCUUAGUGUCAGGGAAAUAAUCCUUUUUACUUUAAUUUGGACUCACCAGUGCCAGCAUAAGCUUACUAGAGGCGGUUGGAAGAUAUGACUCACCAUUGUAUGGCCAAUUGUUUGUUGUCAACAUUUUUUUUGCUUCAUAUUGCCUUUUAGGUCUAGCAUCACUGUACAGUAUAAUUCUCACAGCUGUGUCAUGGACAAUGGAAUGCAAUGGCUGCACCAAAGACUAUGAGAAAAGAACGAGAUUGUGAGUCUGUCUUGCAAAGAAGAGUUAGCUAUAGUCAAUUAAAGCAUUAGAAUUUGUGAGUGACCAAGACAUAAUUUCUCCUUACUAUAUCUAUACAAUAUCAUGUAAACAAGUGAUGAGAAUAAAGAAAAAUAUUAAUUAUGGGAUUACUGAGUGAUCCAAUACCAAAUUCUCCAAACUAACAUAAUGAGAAUCAUUUGGCAGACAGUAAGGAGAAUUACUAAUGAGAUCUUGGGAGUUAAAGGGUUAACCCUUUGCACCAUCACACCAGUGGUCAUGUUCUCCACACUGUUCUCUUUACUUUUCCUAUGGAACUGACAAAGAGAAUUUGUUUAACAAUCAGGAGAUUCUUAAAUUGGUGAUUAUUUUCUUUUAUUCUCAUGACCUUUACAUUUCAUUCAAGGGUGAUACUGUGAGGAGAAAUUAGUCAGUUUCCUCUUAGUCCCUUGAAGGUGUUAAAGGAUUUAACAAUAAUUAUUAUCUCCAUGACAACAGGAAAUAUGUGACCUCCACCUAACAUGAAUUUAAAAAAUGGUUCAGUCAAAUUGAAUUUUUCAAAUUCAUAAAUUGUAACUCUCCUUCUCGUAACUCUUCUGUGAGAUUUCAUUCCAAAAAAAAUUGUUGUUUUUCCUUUCCAUAUUCAUUAUAACUACAUAUUUUCUGUCUCAUGAGAGUAUUAAUUGAGAUUCUCUUUAAUAUAAAGGUUAAGUUUUGAAUGUCACAGGAAGAUCCACUGAAAAAAAUACAUAACCCAAUGUAACACUGUUUGUUUCUUUUUCAGAAUUUACACUGUAAUUUUGAUGAUCGAAGGUGUUCUGUUUGGUUUAUUUGUCCUAGCCAUGUUAUGUGACCAGGUAUGUACGUGUACACUACCAUAUUAUGAACAGUUAUUGCUACAAACAUUGUUGUUGAAUAAACUUUGCUGGUUCCCAAGCCCUUUGCUAUAGAGAGGAGUAUAGUCCAAUGUAGUGUCAUAAAAUAAUGUAACAGGCUGACAUCCAAAAGAAUUUUAUUGUGCAAUGAAUCUUUAAGAUUAAAUCUCAGUGGCACAUUUGCUAUAAGAUUUGACCAUUAUCACAGGAGGGAUGACUAGUUAGGGAACUAGACAGACAUCCUUGUUAUGUUUUUUAUAGGUUUCCUUGAUCUGACCAUGCACAAAGUAAUUUUUUUUACUAUUUAUUUCAGCCAGGUACUGCAUUAGUUGAGAUUUUUCUUAAUUUCUGUCCUUGCCCUUCAGUUCUCAGCCAUUACAGGUGACCUCACAGCUGUGGAACAUGUACAGCGGCAAAUCAGAACAAACCGCAAACCAAGGAGUGCUCUCUUAGCUGAAGUGUUUGGAAGAGGUGCUUGUCUAUUUUAAUAGAUAUACACGUAGAUACUUAUGUUUCUUCUUAUAAGUAUUGUUAUUAUCAGUACUAUUAUGUUUCUUCUUAUAAGUAUUGUUAUUAUCAGUACUAUUAUGUUUCUUCUGAUAAUUAUUGUUAUUAUCAGUACUAUUAUUAUUACUGAUAUUACUAUUAUUAUUGUUGUUAUCAUUAUUAUAAUUAUGAUUAUAACAGUUCUUGUUAGUGAUACCACAACAACUGAAACCUGAGCGAAGUACUUUUAGUAAGUCUAUUUUAAUUUAUACCACAGGUGGAUUUUUCAUUUGGUUCUGUCCAUGUUCUUCUCCUCCCAGCCCGCAACGGUCAACAGCAUCAGAACGCUAUAAUGUCUAAC